Molecule: messenger RNA, 573 nt
Organism: Necator americanus (New World hookworm)
Lineage: Eukaryota; Metazoa; Nematoda; Chromadorea; Rhabditida; Ancylostomatidae
Exons: 6
Coding region: 1-573 (190 amino acids)
Source: RefSeq, a predicted model, not a curated record
AUGCUGGCGGCACUUGUUCUUUCGACAUUCCUUCUUGUCAAUGUCAACCCUCAAGGGAUUCUCAUUGGAUGUGAAGUGCUUUCCGCGUGUCAGGGUGACACGAGCUGCGUCGAAACAAUCGUUUACCGGCUGAAUCUCGAGUACUGCUUACCUAACUACAAAGUCUCAGCAGAGAAGAGAGCUAUCUCAAUCGAGUUUGAAUAUUCAACGAAAGAUUCUGGAUCCGCUUUACUGGUUUCGCUUUGCCGUUCGAGACAAGUGGACACUAGAGGAAAUUGGUGGAGUUGGCAUCCUCAUCAACACGAGUAUGACAAUGAAUAUCGACGCUCUCGAACAGUUGAUGACCCAAAUCGGACAUUUGGGGAGGAGAAGAUGUGGAUCAAUACCAACAUCGACUAUCUUCAACGCUUACGCUCCAACAUCAACCAUCAAUCAAAUAAGAAGGGGAAGCUUUCUAUGUAUAUGGAUCUGGAGGAUUUCCAGAGAGAAAAUUACGAACUCUACAAGGCAAUAGCCGGCGAUUUCAAUGGAAAAAGUGACCCCAGAAGAACGCCUGAAGAACUUGAUAUCUGA